Medicago truncatula (barrel medic) is the source of this 1626-nucleotide messenger RNA. RefSeq names its product probable ethanolamine kinase. NCBI's taxonomy places the organism in Eukaryota, Viridiplantae, Streptophyta, Magnoliopsida, Fabales, Fabaceae. The coding region runs from base 179 to 1312 and encodes 377 amino acids. The record is from RefSeq and is a predicted model, not a curated record. Gene Ontology annotation, cellular component: cytoplasm. Gene Ontology annotation, molecular function: ethanolamine kinase activity. The transcript is spliced from 11 exons. Gene Ontology annotation, biological process: phosphatidylethanolamine biosynthetic process.
CCGCCCAAUUCGAAAGACACAAAAGGAAUAAACACCAUUCUCAUUUUCUCAUUCUCACAAACCAUCAUUCAGAAAAUUCUCUUUUACAACAUCAUCAAACUUCAAACUCUACACUUUCUCUGUGUUUCAACCUCUGAAUCUUUCUUUCUCAUCGAUUCAAUAAUCAAUAAUACUAAUAAUGGGUGGAAAAGUUAAGAUCUGGAAUCCCGUUGAAAUCGCAGAACAAGCUAAGAAUGAUUACGCUUCGCAGAUUUUUCCUUCUCUUCUCUCCAUUGAUCCUUCUCUUUCCCUUCCUCAAAUGACACCUCUCGUCAUUAAUUUGUGCAAGGACAUGUUCAAGACCUGGUCAAGUUUAGGUGAUUCUUGCUUUAAAGUUGAGAAAAUUUCUGGAGGCAUAACAAAUUUAUUACUGAAGGUUUCAGUUAAACAAGGGGACUCUAUUGAUGAUAUUAUAACGGUCAGAUUGUAUGGCCCCAACACCGAGCAUAUCAUUGAUCGCUUUCGAGAAUUGCAGGCCAUCAAAUACAUCACUGCUGCAGGAUUUGGUGCUGAGUGGCUUGGAAUAUUUGGAAAUGGCAUAGUGCAAUCUUUUAUUAAUGCGCAUACUCUUGCUCCAUCAGAUAUGCGAGAACCAAAACUGGUUGCCAAAAUAGCCAAACAACUGCAAAAAUUUCACGGUGUGGAAAUUCCUGGUUCUAAGGAACCCCAAUUAUGGAAUGAUAUCUGGAAGUUUUUUGAGAAAGCAUCUGUUCUAGAAUUUGGUGAUAGUGAAAAGCAAAAGACUUACAAGACAGUUUCAUUCAAGGAAGUUCAUGAUGAAAUUUACGAGCUCCAGGUGUUGAGUGAUCGUCUCAAAUCUCCUGUAAUUUUUUCUCACAAUGACUUGCUUUCUGGAAACAUAAUGAUUAAUCACGAAGAAGAUAAACUUUACUUCAUUGAUUAUGAAUAUGCAUCAUACAACUACAGAGGCUAUGACAUAGGGAAUCACUUUGCAGAAUAUGCUGGUUUUGAAUGUGACUACUCCUUGUACCCAAAUAUGAAUGAACAAUAUCAUUUCUUCAGGCAUUAUUUACAGCCAGACAGACCUCAAGAGGUGUCUGAGAAUGAUCUUAAAACUUUGUAUGUCGAGGUAAAUACAUAUGCACUGGCCUCACACCUUUUCUGGUCUUUGUGGGGGCUAAUUCAGGCAAAGAUGUCCCCAAUAGAUUUUGAUUAUCUUGGUUACUUUUUCCUUCGUUACAACGAGUACAAAAGGCAGAAAGAAAAGCUUGUAUCGAUGGCGCUGUCCUACCUUUUAGAAAGGAAUGAGUAGAGAUAGUUUCUACUUCAUCAAGAUUGUAUGUCAAGUUUGUAGCACGAGACCCUGAUUCACGUAGUUAAAUGUUUCCUGAUAAAACGAUGUAGUUAAAUGUUUGUGUAAAAUAUUUUUUGUAUGCGAUCAUUACGAUCAAGGCAAAUUUAGGCAUUUAGUUUGAGCUCUGGUAGCUCCUCAUUGUUGUAUUGUAAUCCAGAAAAUUAGGCUUUCAAAUCGAUCUAUCAUUCUUUCUAGAUGUAUUGUGGUGAUCUUUACAAAUUUUGAUCUGGUUACUUUUCAUCUCAUUUCCUACUAAAAAAUUCGUAUAUUUU